AUGUUGGACAAAACCAUCAUCGGAGGCAGUUGGGAGAGCGUGAUUUCUAGAGAUGAGUACGAGUUAGACUACAGUCCGAGUCCUAGAGGUUCACCUUUGAAAGAAACAUCUAACAUCCAAGAAGAGCAACCCUAUCUCAUCAGCCGCCACAACCCCAAUAAAACCUUCAGACGUGAAUCAGUGAUAGCAUCCUGGAAAAGCCUUAAGAAGGAAAGAGAACAGGCUUUAGGUAAACGCAUCAUCUAUGUAGAUGCUGACAAUUACGUAGAUUAUUACGAGAGGAACAAAGUUAAGAGAUGCAAAAGCGAGAGAACGGCAAACACACCAAAAAUUCUCAAGAAGGUUAAACGUACGUACUCCGUGCUGUACAGAUAUGACCCCAAUGAAGAACGAGUUGUCAAGGAGUACAAAUACCAACCGGUCAGGGACAACGAGGUAACUGUCAACUCAACCAUGCAGAAGUCUUAUUCAGAACCUUUCCUGAGACAGGAGACGGCGCCGAAGAAAAAAGCUAAGAGAUCCAUCACCACACUAUUGAAUAUUAAAACAAAAUUCUUCAACAUAUUCUCAUCCAAGUGA
Messenger RNA from Danaus chrysippus (African queen), 579 nucleotides. The record is from the annotation of a GenBank genome assembly. NCBI's taxonomy places the organism in Eukaryota, Metazoa, Arthropoda, Insecta, Lepidoptera, Nymphalidae.